Messenger RNA from Geodia barretti, 1404 nucleotides. NCBI's taxonomy places the organism in Eukaryota, Metazoa, Porifera, Demospongiae, Tetractinellida, Geodiidae. The record is from the annotation of a GenBank genome assembly.
GGAUCCGGAGUGAUGACCGGUGAGUCAGAGGUUGAAAUACGAGAGAUAGUUAAUUAUACUCUCUCCGGUGGAGGACUUUUUUCAUUAAUAAACACUACACAGCUCCGCCUAAAACUCAGUUUCGAAGACAGGAAUGAGAUCAAGCGAUUGCUGGACCUUGCCAUAUCCAAUGAGACUACCUACAUUUCAAUCACCCCUUAUCUGAUACAUGAUACUGCAUCAAAUGCCAUUCAACCAAUAAACAUCUCCGAUGCUCUCCAAGUGACUAACUUCACUACUGACAGCGUACCACCACGAGUAAUGAGUUUCGAUUUGGACAUGGAUGGACCAACACUCACACUCUAUCUUACUGAAACGGUGGAUGUCACCUCACUUAAUGUGUCAGCCAUACUAAUACAGUCAUCUGAUUCAUUCUACGAUGGAGAGGUUGAGUAUCACACACUGACUCCUGGCCUACCUCCAUUAGGAACUAGCUCCCGAUCAGAAAACAGCCACAUCAUUACCAUAGACAUCGGUAAAGUAGAUGCAAACAGAAUCAAAUUUCUUACUGGACUUGCCCAAGAUGCUAACUCGACUUACAUUUCGUUGACACAAGAUGCCCUCAAGGACACUACUGGAAAUGACAUUGUAGAAAUACCAGAUACAAAUGCUAGUCAGGUGGAUAGGUACUAUGCUGACAUGACAGGACCUGUUCUGCGAAAUUUCUCACUGAAUCUAACUUCUGAACUGUUAACACUAGUUUUUGAUGAAACAGUCGACUUCCUUUCUCUGAGAGCAAUGUUGGUAACACUCAACAGCAGUUCAACGGACUCACAAUCUUACAGAUUUCAGUCGGUAGUUCCUAUUGGCCUCAAUUCUCAUAUACUUGUCCUAAAUCUAACGGCAACACAGUACGAUCUGAACCGAAUUAAGCUACUCUCCCAACUGGCCAUCGAUCGUGACUCUACCUAUAUUCUCCUUUAUAAUGGAGCCAUAUCGGAUCUGGCUUUGAAACCAAACUACAUAAUGGACUCUCCUCUGACCCAGGCGGAUGAUUUCUUCAGUGAUACCAUUUCCCCUGAUAUUAUUGCUUUCAAUGCCAACCUCAAUGUAGGCACAGUGACCCUCGUAUUUGACGAGGUGGUAAACUCCUCUAGUUUGGACCCUACCGCCCUCAGACUACAGAACACAGUGAUGGGACCGGAUCUUAUUACCAACUUACAGGUGGCUCAACAUCGAGUUACAAUGGUCUCACUAUUGUGAUAAACAUAACUCGAGAUGAUCUGAACAACAUCAAGUUCAUAGAAAAUCUGCUCGUUGAUCAGUAUACUUCAUACCUAAGCGUCGAGUCUGGUCUCAUUCGAGAUAUGAACAGGAACCUUGUCACGUCACUGCCUCCCCACAAUCCACUACAGAUCAGCAAAU